AAAUUUAUUAAAACAAAUAGAAAAACAAGAAAUAAAGUUGUUCUUUAAUUUUUUUUUUUGAAAACUAAUUGAAAUUUUUCUCAAAAAUACAAAAAUUUUAUCAACAAACUAAAUCAGUGUGACGCCUCUGUAAAUUAAUCAAAUUACAUAUAAAUUAACAAAAAUGGAGGCAGAAAAUAAUAAACUUUCUCCACAAGAUAUUUAUGAAUAUUUAAAAGAAAUUCAAAAAGAAAUGCAAAGUGAAAUUGAUAAAUUAACAGAGAAAAUAAGAAAUAAUCCAAGCUCUUCAUUAAAUAGAGACAUUAUAAAAGAUGAUAUUAUUAAAAAGAGAUUACAAUUUGUCGAAAGUUUAAAGAGAUUAAUAUUAAAAGAAAAUCCUAUAAAUUAUCUCAAUCUAGAUAUGCAUUCAGCUGUAAUUCAAAAUUUAGAAAAUGAUGUACACAACAUGACUACACUAGAGAAUUACAUGAAUGACGAAUUAUCUAGAAUUAAAAACGAAGUUACUUAUUUCGAUAAUAAAAUAACAGGAUAUGACAAAAUGAAAAAAGCUGCAUUAAAUGUUAAUGAAAAUGAAGCUAAAAUUACCUACGAAGAAGAAUAUGCUUUAGUAAAAAGAAUCUUCACAGCAAUCAAAGCUGAUCUUUCGAAAACAGUUGAUCUGAUUUUUCCUGAUAAUGACGAUAUUCUCCAUUUUUUAAUGCAACUGUCAAAAAAACAAUUGCAAGGUGGAGACGAUGUAUAUGAAGAGAUAAAUGAUGAAAAUCUUAAUUUCGUAACUAUUUUAAAUACAAUGGGAAUUGUUGUUUAUCAUCCUAAUAAUACAAAUUUGUGUAAAAUGGCAAAUUUACUAUAAUUACCUGAAGAAUAUAUUUUUUUUUUUUUCGCGACAAUUACCACAUGAAAGGUGCUCUUUCUCUCAAUAAUCUCACACCUGAACGUUCCCAUUCUUGUCGACUUAUCCAUAAUUCUUGAGCCGAUUCUAAACAACUUAAUAUUGCCGCUCCUUUCCAUGCAGUCAUUCCUGGAUCCAUUUCCUUUGGUUGUGUUAUUAUAUCCAAUUGUUCUAAUGUAAAAAUUAUUUUUGUAAAUUUAAAAAAUAAAAAUAAAUUUCGAAAUUUUUGUAAAAUAUACCUGCUCUAUACAUGUAAGGAA
Leptopilina boulardi is the source of this 1152-nucleotide messenger RNA. RefSeq lists its product as uncharacterized. Bases 164 to 853 code for a protein of 229 amino acids. NCBI's taxonomy places the organism in Eukaryota, Metazoa, Arthropoda, Insecta, Hymenoptera, Figitidae. The transcript has 5 exons. The record is from RefSeq and is a predicted model, not a curated record.